Suricata suricatta (meerkat) is the source of this 6410-nucleotide messenger RNA. RefSeq names its product FERM and PDZ domain containing 3 (gene FRMPD3). The transcript has 16 exons. Gene Ontology annotation, molecular function: protein binding. Lineage: Eukaryota; Metazoa; Chordata; Mammalia; Carnivora; Herpestidae. Bases 1 to 5517 code for a protein of 1838 amino acids. The record is from RefSeq and is a predicted model, not a curated record. Gene Ontology annotation, biological process: signal transduction. Gene Ontology annotation, cellular component: cytoskeleton.
AUGGGAACUGUCAUCAUCAUCGUCAUCAUCAUCAUCGUCAUCGUCAUCAGCAAUUCUGGUCACAGCAGGGGCUGGGUUUCUAAGGCAGUCGUGAUCUUUCUCUUCCUACAGACGCCGCUGCCGCUCCAGUCGGCGCGGGGGCACAGCCGGGGGCAGCGCGAGGGGGAGACGGCGACGGGGUUCCUGGGGCCGGGCAGCCGCUCAGCCCCGGCCCGGAGAGGGCCCCGACAUCAUGUGAUGCAGGAAGAGAGCACAAAUGAUAUGGAAUGUGAGCAGGUGCCAGCAGAGACGCUGCGACAAGUGAUCGUUCACCGAGACCCUAUAUAUGGCUUUGGCUUCGUGGCUGGCAGUGAGCGGCCUGUGGUGGUGCGGUCUGUGAGGCCAGGAGGCCCCUCUGAGGACAAGCUCCUGGUUGGUGACCAGAUUGUGGCUAUUAAUGAGGAGGACGUGAGUGAAGCCCCCAGGGAGAGGUUCAUAGAACUCAUCAGGAGCGCUAAGGAAUUCAUCGUUCUUACAGUUCUGCACACUCAUCAGUCCCCCAAAUCUGCCUUCAUCAGUGCUGCGAAGAAGGCCAGGCUGAGAUUGAAUCCUGUGAAGGUCCGAUUUUCGGAGCAGGUGGCAGUUGGAGAAACAGACGCAAAAAUGAUGAAGAAAGAAGCUCUUCUCCUCAUCCCCAACGUCCUGAAGGUUUUCUUAGAAAAUGGACAGAUCAAAUCAUUCACGUUUGACGGCCGGACCACUGUUAAGGAUGUGAUUGUGACAUUACAGGACCGUCUUUCACUGAGGUACAUUGAGCACUUUGCUCUUGUCCUUGAGUAUGCCGGGCCGGAACAGAACCACAAGUUCCUGCUUCUCCAGGACAAGCAACCCCUGGCUUACGUGGUACAACGGACACACUAUCAAGGAAUGAAAUGCCUCUUCCGAAUAAGCUUCUUUCCCAAAGACCCCGUGGAGCUGUUGCGUCGGGAUCCUGCCGCUUUCGAGUACCUGUACAUCCAGAGUCGGAAUGAUGUUAUUCGAGAACGCUUUGGAAUGGAGCCCAAGCCGGAGAUGCUUUUGGGUCUUGCUGCUCUCCACAUCUACAUCACCGUCUCAGCCACUCGACCUAGUCAGAAGAUCUCGCUCAAGAAUGUGGAGAAGGAAUGGGGCCUGGAACCCUUUCUUCCCCCAUCCCUCCUACAGGGAAUCAAAGAGAAGAACCUCCGGAAAUCUCUCUCUCAGCAACUGAAGGCCCACCAAAUGCAUCCUUCCAGCGGCACCAAGGGCUCUGCAAUUCAGGCAAAGCUCCAGUAUCUUCGAAUUCUGAAUGAACUUCCAACCUUCACAGGCGUUUUGUUCAACACUGUGGGCCUGGACGAGAAGCAGUCAGCCACCACUCUCCUGGUGGGACCCCGUCAUGGCAUCAGCCAUGUUAUUGACCUCAAAACCAACCUCACCACUGUGCUGUCCGAGUUCAGCAAGAUCAGUAAGAUCCAGCUGUUCCGGGAGAACCAGGGCGUGGCCCGGGUGGAGACCAGCAUCAUGGAUGCCAAGCCUCUGGUGCUGCUGAUGGAGUGGCCUGAAGCCACCAACUUUGCCUGCCUGAUUGCGGGGUACUGCCGUCUCCUCCUGGACUCCAGGAAGAUGGUCUUCUCCAAGCCUGCCAGCCAGCCUCUUCCACCUCCAAUGAUCAAGGCAGAUUACAUGCACAGCGCCCACCGCCCUGUCACUGGGGGCCACCUGGGGAAAAAGGAGAGUAGUUAUGUGGGCAGCGUGGGCACCAGCCCUAGGAAGUCGAGCCGCUGCACGCCCCCGCCAGCCGACUCUGAGCUUGUCAGCUUUUGCUACCUCCACAUGCGGGAACAAAGGAAGGAGCAGGAAAGCCGGACAGAUGUCAACGAGAACUUAAUCUUCUUUGAGGAGACCAGGCCCCGGACCAAGUCUGAUCCCACAUCCAAAAGCUCUGGCCAAGGUUAUGAAGUGAUCCCCAAUGACUUGGAUGCCGCCAGCCUAGACCAUGAGCCUUGUGCCAGCAGGGCCCGGUCCUACACCUUGGAUAAUUCCCUUGGGGCUGAAGCCCUGAAUUUCUACUGUGACUCUUGCAAAGCCAAACUCCAGGAGCAGUUGGGCCCUCGCAAAGGUGGGAGGCCUGGCUCCUCUCGUGACAAUAUGGUAGACUUGAUGUCCCUUCCACCACCUGGGAGCGAGGAGGAAGAGGAGGAGGAAAAUGAGAGCACUUCGCUGUUGCCUGCCAUUGCCGCCCCACCUCCCGGUUUCAGAGACAACAGUUCUGAUGAAGAUGACCCCAAGCGCCGGGCAGCCCAGAGCCAGGAGCAAGGACGUCACCUGCGUGGGCUCCUGUACGAUGAGAUUCCAGUGACAUUGAUUGACAGCGUGCAGACCCGGACAGUUCGAGAUCAUGCCCAGGAGCUAGAUGAUGCCCUGGUGUCCACUCUGCAGGCUCUGGAAGCCCUGGCAGCCUCAGAGGAUGGACCACACCCCCCACCCCCACAGACCGCAGGUCUGAUUGUGCUGGCCACAAUCACCCCUGAAUCAUCGCUGGACUCAGGCCAUGAAACCAACUCUUCAGAGCUCACGGACAUGUCAGAGAUGAUGUCGGCCAUGAAGCAGCACCAGAACACCACCUACUUCCUGGCCCAGCACCUCAACAAGGAUACCCUCCUGGCUCGCAAGGACCUGCCCUUCCGGAUCCAGAGCUGUGCAGCCCAGGCUGUCCUCACGGCCCCUUACUCUCUUGGGCGCCCGGAUCCCAACCCAUCCCUGCAGCCAGCGGUCACAGGCCAGAGUCCCGGCCACCCUGGCGCUCGGAGGAAGCUGCCCCAGGCAGAGUCCCAACCACAGCGAGAGCGAGCAUACGCCCUGGCAGUGCACCCGGCAUUGUCCCCACAGCUUAGUGAGCAGAAGAAUCUGAGCCUGCUGCCCCCCGUUCCUGAGGACAAAGGGCCUGGCCCCAGUAGGGCAGGCCUGGAGAUGUCACUGAGGGCCACCACGCCAUCCCUCAGUGAAGAGCAGGUCUCUGAGCUAAGGGAGAACCUGCCCAAAGAAGUCAGGUUGAGCCCCAAGCUUAUCCUCGACCCAAAGGGCAGCGUGACCCCAGCUAUCAUCUCAGCUGCCCUACAGCACGUGGUUCACACCAAGAGCCUCCCUGCCCCUGGCAGGGCCCUGGGCAACCCUCCCAGCAGUGGGGAGAGAAGGCUAGAGGCCAGCAUGGGGAGGCCUGAGGUCAACAUGGGAAGGCCAGAAGUUAGCAUGAUGAGCGGUAGUGCCAGUAAUAAUCUGAAGUUCAAAAUGAGCCCCAGUGCUCCAGAGACGUCCCGGAAUUCCCAGCAGCAGCUGAGCCCAGAGGUCUCCUCUGGCUCCAGGGUGCUCACGGGCAGCCGGGCUGACAGCCUGCAACUCUCCCCACAAGAGGACAGACUGCCUGUUCAGAGUUUCCCUCCUAAAAGCUACCUUUCCCGAGUGAGUCGAGAGUCACUGAGCAAGCCAUGCAUAGGGGAGGUGGUGGGCAAGGCCGGGCCCGAGGGUGCUAAGCCUGCCCUGCACAAGCAGGGCACCGUCUCCAGCCAGGGGGAGAAGGGGCAGCUGGAGGGCACGCCCCAAAGCAGCAAGAUAGAGGAGACAAGCCUGGUGCCCCGAGCUGGCUACGCCAUGGCUCUACAGAGCCCCAGCUGCCAGGCGCGAGGCCACAGCCCCAACAGCCAGUCCCGAGGCCAGAGCCCCAGCUGCCACCCUCGAGGCCAGAGCCCACUGAGGCCCCAGGCUACCAGCCGGCAGGUGAGCACCAUGCCCUCCAGGAAGCUCGAAACAACCCUGGAUGGAGCCCACUCGGCCCCCAAGGGCCCUGCAAAGCCCAAAUCGUCCCGAGGGCCCUUCCGGCUGCGCAAUUUAUUCUCUGCCACCUUCCCGACCCGCCAGAAGAAGGAGACCGAUGAGCGGCAGGCCCAGCUGCAGAAGGUGAAGCAGUAUGAGCUAGAGUUCCUUGAGGAGCUUCUAAAGCCACCAAGCCAGGGGGAGCUGCCAAGCACUGAGUACCUGCAGCCCCCGGCCCCAGGCCGCUGCAGCUGUCAGCUGCGCAGCAGCCCGGUGCAGCAGGGGCCUGGCAUGUCCCGAGAGCAGAGGCGCAGCUGUGACUGCAAGCGCAUCUGCCGGGGUAGCCGGCCCCAGGCCCCCCAGACGCCAGUGCCUGGCCUCCGGGGAAGGGAGAGGGAGGGGGUCACCCCAACCCAGAGGCAGCCAGAGGCUGGCCCAGGCCUGAGCCUCAGCAGCCCCACCACCAUCGGGCGCAUCCGCUCCACCAGCCUGGAAUCUCGAGAGUGCCGAUCGGACCCCGAGACCGGUGUGUCCUGCCUGACCACGUGUGCCUCGGGGGGCGAGUGUCUGGGAGCCCCCAACUAUAGGAAACUGAUGCGCCGCUAUAGUAUCAACGAACUGGACCAGGGUGACAGGGCCUCUCUGACCUCGGACGUCUACCCACACCCACCCCUGGGCAUGCUGCCCAGGGAGCCCAAGGAGAUAGAGGCAGGCCUCCCCCUAGGCUUGUGUCCCAAAAACAAGUCACUGGAGUCACCGACCCUGGGAGACCCCUCAUAUGUCCAGGUCACCCCUGAGACCAAAGGCCCCAGACAGAUGGCCGUGUUCUCACUGCCGGAAGAGGUGUACCGGAAGCCUGCUGAUCUGGACGAGGACAGUGAGAGCAGCAAGUGCUGCUCCAUCCGCUACUGCUUCUAUUACCGCAAGUGUGAUAUGGCAGAUGAUGCCAGUGAUGGCAAGGACGAGCUCUCCUACUCCAUCCCCAUGAAGAUCCUGCCCGGCAUGAAGCUGGAUGAGCAGGUGGUGCCCGUGGUGAGCAGGACCCUGCAGGUGCUAGAUGCCACCACCUGCAGCAGCAGCAGCCCCGAGGUCUCCCGCACCCAAGAGAUUGACCUACGGGGGUCCACCUUUGAAGGGAGCCUGGCCAAGAUCAAUGCCCUGCGGGCCCAUGCCUACGGCCUGCCUGACGGUUUCCUGGCUGCCCGGCUGGACACCAACGAGCUGUUGACAGUCCUGCGGCAGUGCGUGGCCAGCCCCGAGGCUCGCGCCCCUAAGCCCUACGUCUCUCAGAUCUCUGAGUACAAGCUCGAGCUGGCUCUCAAGUUCAAGGAGCUCCGGGCCUCCUGCCGCCGCGUGGCCAACGUGGACAAGAGCCCGACUCACAUGCUGGCAGCCAUCACGGGCAGCUUCCAGGUGCUGAGCAGCCUCAUUGAAACCUUUGUGCGGCUGGUGUUCAUCGUGCACUCUGAGGCCCAGCGCCAAGAGCUGCUGGCCAAGGUAGAAGAGGUGGUGAGGAACUACACCUUCCUACUGCGUGCCGCUGAGGAGUCCACCACCCGGAACCUUAACCAGCAGCAGCAGCAGCAGCAGCAGCAGCAGCAGCAGCAGCAGCAGGCAGCAGCAGCUACAGGGCACCCACCAGGCUCCCCAACGUCAGCGACUGUUAUGAGCACAUUCACCCACUCCUUAAAAACCCUUAUCAAGUAAGGCAUCCGCCCAGGCCUGCCCCCUCCCUUUCCCUAACCACAGCCCCAGGUUUAAGCUUUGUGGUCUUUGCAUCUUGUGGUGAGUGUAUGUGUCCGCCGGGCCGGUCAGGGUCCGAGAGCCUUCAGUCUUCAGGGAGUGGAAACUCCCCGGAUUGAGGAUGUCCCAGAGGGCUCCGGACAGCUGCCACCCUGGGUAUCCUCACCCCUUCCCUGGCCUCUGGUCGUCACUGUGAGGGCCAAGGCCCCUCGUCACUACGCCUGCCUGCCGCAGAGCUGUAAUUUAUCUCUUCUUUAGGGCUGACAGGUGACAUCAAGCUCACCUUCCUGCUCCGUUUUGGGGCCCCGGGGAGCCAGGGCCUGAGGCAGGCAAGCCCACAGGCCUCGAGCUCCUCCUGGCACAUGCUCCCCUCCAGGGAGCAGUGGCAGUAGCACCAGGGCACAGUGCCCAGCAGAGGGGAGAGGGCACUCAGCCCAGAUGUGCCCGCCCACCAUGGGCUCACACUCACUUGGCAGACGCCACCCUAGAGGCCCUGCACCCAGGUGACAGGUCUGCAGAAAACAGCCACUCGGGGCUGUUUGCAGCCAGCCCAAGAGGCUGGGAGGCUUGGGAGCCCUCACCCCAGGCCCAGUAGCUCCACACCAGCCAUCCCCAAAGUGCCCUGUCCCUCACUAAUGGGCAGGGUGGCUCAGUCCACUAGGGAGCAAGCAUCUGGGUCACCCCACUUGUUCUGGAUAAGGUACCUGGUGAAAACGUCUGCCCUGGGGAGACCUAGCGCAGGCCUCGGAGCCCGCCUGGCCCAGUCCAGCCCAGCGCUGGGGCUGUCGCCACAGGCAUGCGGUUCCUCUCAACAUCUACCAGACAGACUGUCCUUAGGAGUUUGACUUAGCUACGGA